This is a messenger RNA of Aspergillus caelatus, 2277 nucleotides long. Its product is annotated as HET domain-containing protein. The record is from RefSeq and is a predicted model, not a curated record. Bases 1 to 2277 code for a protein of 758 amino acids. Lineage: Eukaryota; Fungi; Ascomycota; Eurotiomycetes; Eurotiales; Aspergillaceae. The transcript is spliced from 2 exons.
AUGGCGAAAGGGGAGUCCAUUCUACUCUUUCUCCAGAAACAUUCCAACAUCCUCUCUUUCACGUUGCAAGCGUGUAAUUUGACCACUGGCUCAUGGACACCGAUAUUUGCUCAUCUGGACCAGUCGACGCCAGAGCUAGAAAACCUCAACCUCUCGACCCUAUGUGGAAACCAUAUGCAGAAUUUCCAGUAUGCACCUAGGGUUGCUCACGUCGGUUCAAAUGAGACAGAGCAACAGCAAGACGAGGGCAAGGAGGAAGUCGAUGGGUUGACUAGUUCAAUCGAGCUCUUGAAAACAGGUUUGGUUAGGCCGACAUCGCCCCAAGCUAUCAUAUCAGGUGCCGCCAAGUGGAACGUCCACCGUAACUAUUAUCAGUUGUUCCCGCCAGAUAUCCCUCCCUUCCUGCUCCAGGACAGUAUAGAAAUCGAUAUGGACGAAGACAAGCCCCACUACGUCUAUUCGCACAUUGAGCCCGAUGAGUUCCGCGUCCUCAAGAUUAUUGAGGUACAUCCCCAGAUUCGGUUCACUCUAGAAACGUUCUCCAUUUACGAGGCCCCGGGAUAUGAGGCCCUGUCGUAUGCAUGGGGUACCUCCCCGGAAAUGGAAGAGGGCGUUUGUAACGGUGCGCACUUCCGUAUUUCGCGGACUCUGGGUCAAGCACUGCGCGGACUCCACGCACAUUCUGGAGGCGGAUGGAUAUGGGUGGACGCCAUCUGUAUCAAUCAGACCGACGCAGAGGAGAAGGCGCACCAGGUCGCGGGAAUGGGAGAGCUCUAUUCCUGCGCGGAUCAGGUCCUAAUCUGGCUAGGAGAUGCAGCUGACCAGAGCGAUCUGGCGUGUUCGCUGUUGCCUGAACUUACGGAAAGGAUUUGGUCAUUGAAGGAGAGCGAUGGAGGUUGGAGACCGCUAAGCACGGACGAUAUCGUAAAGCACGGACUUCCGCAUCCCGAGGAUCUGCUCUGGCAUGCCGCGUUGUUACUCUAUAGUCGGGCCUGGUUCCAGCGACUCUGGAUUGUUCAGGAGGUCGUCCUGGCGCGCGCGUGUAUAUUUCUAUGCGGCACGCGGCUGAUUGAAUGGCAUGUUCUCGUGAAUUUUGCCAUCGCGACGUCAAGAUCUUUCUUCAUCAGCAAUAUCGCCGGCUUACACGUUAAGGCUAUAGGUGAGCAUCAGAUGAAACGGUCGACGAACGGCAUCAGACUCAUCCGGAACGCAUACCGGUUGAAGACAGGGUUGGAGCAGGUUGAAAAGGAGAUAGAUGGUCUCCAAGCGACAAUGGACAUCAUGCAGAGUCAGGGUGCAUCCGUGAAGCUGGACUAUGUCUAUGCGGUUCGAGACAUGCUUCCAGACGCCCUGCGUGAGAAGGUGGCGGUCGAUUACUCCGAGGAUGCUAAGCAUAACUACGGAAUGAUUCAUGCCAGGUUUUUCCGGCAAUGCUUAAAGAGGGUCGGAGAUUGGCCAUCAUUACGUUUCCCUCCAAAGAUGGACCGUGAUAAUAUCCCUUCAUGGUGUCCCCCUUGGGGCAGCGGCUGGAAUGACGGCUAUCUGCCCGUCGUGGGCUGUAGAGCUGGGAGACCAGCUGCAACGUCCCUCCCAUCGUCGUCAUGUAGCCUAUCCCUUACGGCCAGUGAUAAUGAUGACGGGAUUCUGUGUAUUGCUGGCAUGUCUGUGGAUACGGUCGGAGAGAUUGUUCCGCUCAGCCUGGUAUUCGACGAGAGCUCAAGCGUUCUAUACGCACGUCGAGUCUUGACAGCCCUCAAGGACUGUUCGGCCCACAUUCUCGACGGCCCAGACGUCCACCAACGCCUCUUGGGCGUUCUAAUCGGACAGUGUGGCUGGCUCGAGUCACCCCAAUUCUCUCAGUGCCCAGACCACGAUAUUCUAAACAGUUUGAUCACAUUCCUGGAGCAUCUUUCACAAAACGAAGAGCAUGAACGUCAGGCCGAUUCAGGUCUUGCUGACCUAGACACGGUUGAAUACGUUCUUGGCCAGCAUCGGUUCUGGCGCAGCUAUCUCAAUCUCAUAAUGUUUCGAUGGCCAGGUAGAAGUUUUGCUUUUACCACAAACGGCCGUAUGGCGAUCGUACCAUGUCACACCAAGCCUGGAGAUACCGUGUGUGUCUUCCUGGGAGGUACACUUCCGCAGGUUGUUACUCGGCACGAUGACGGCGAGCACUGGAUAUAUAUCGGGCCUAGUGUUGUUGACGGCAUCAUGGAAGGUGAGAUCUUUGAUAUCGGGGAGAAUUGGAUGAAAAAGAAGGAGGUGUUCUGCUUGAAGUAG